Prosopis cineraria is the source of this 2421-nucleotide messenger RNA. Its product is annotated as IRK-interacting protein-like. The transcript has 2 exons. The record is from RefSeq and is a predicted model, not a curated record. The coding region runs from base 301 to 1740 and encodes 479 amino acids. NCBI's taxonomy places the organism in Eukaryota, Viridiplantae, Streptophyta, Magnoliopsida, Fabales, Fabaceae.
GGUCAGACGAUUGACCGGGCUUGGCUUUAGAGAGAUUCCUAAGGAACCGCUAUAGACUAAAAUUAAAUCAGCCCUUUCGCAGUUGGGAGAACCUGCCCUCCUGUCACUCGCUCGGGAUCAUGAUUACGUGCCGACGAAAUUGCCACGUAGAAAAUGAAAGACACUGAUAACGGACAAAAGCAGAACGCUUGUGCUCACGAUUACAGUUUAAAUAACAUACGCGUCACGCGUCCCUCUUCGCAUUGACCCCUGCUUAUUGCAGAUAAAAGCACCAACCAAGAAAUGCCAUAACAUAACGAAAUGGCUCCUUCGUCCUGUUCUCCUUCUUCUUCCAAGUCUCCCUCGUCACCUCCUCCGCCAUCUCGCCCUCCUCCGAUAUUCGCCGCUAUUCAAGAACAGGAGGAAGAUGAGUAUCGUGUGGACAGAAGCCAGAGCAGAGCAACCCCAAGUGUUGAUAAAGGUCUAACUCCAAAGCAUCAUCCUCCAACCCCCUUCCCCCAGACCGACAAAGUUUGCAAACCCGUUCACAAGAAACGGUCUGAAUCUGUGUGGUCCAUCGACGGAGAAGAUGGCUCCGUCUCGUGCAGCAACUGCCGCCCACAUUCUCGUGAGAAAAUUUCCGUCGUUCCCUUAGAUAACAAUGGGCCAAACAAGCAUUCGCCAAUAUUGGCAAGCCCAAACGGGAUUUUCAAGUCCAUAUUUUCAUCGCUUGCGCGCAAGAGUCCAAAGUCCCCCAAGGCUUUGUCAACAGCCAGAGAGGAACAGUGGAAAACUGCGCUGUCGGAACUCUCACACAAGUUGAUUCAAGCUACUAGGAAAAGAGACGAGGCUAUUUCAGAAUCUUAUAGGCUCAAAUACUCCAUGGCUGAAUUAGAGAAGAAACUGAACAAACUAGAGGUGUAUUGCCACAAACUAAAAUCUGGGCUCGACGACUGCAGUAACAAUUCGCCGUACAGAUUGGCUAAGGCCCAAAAUUCCCAUGAAAACGACGUACUCGAGCACUUUAUGGUCGCACUAUCGGAAGCCCGGUCUUCGGUAAGGUACCUAAGCCGCGCUCUCGUUAUGCAACUAAGGCACAUGGGAGGCAAAGUGUACGAGAGAGUAUCCUUUCUUCUCCAGCCUUACGAUAUUAAAAUCUCGUUCUCGAACAACUCGAGGAGCUUGCUUUUCUACUUAGAAGCCCUGUUAAAUAAAGCUUUCUUCGAGGACUUUGAAUCAGUGGGGUUCCAAAAGAACGCGUCGAAUUCCAUACUGAACCCAGAGGAACGAUGCGAGGCAAACUUCGCGUCCUUUAACAUGCUUCAUGGGUUGACAUGGGAAGAGGUGCUCAGCAAGGGGACGAGACACUUCAGCGAAGAGUUCAGCAGAUUCUGUGAUAGGAAAAUGAGUGAAAUAGUGGCAAUGUUGGGUUGGAACAGAGCUUGGCCAGAGCCACUCUUGCAAGCUUUCUUCAGCGCAUCCAAGAGCGUCUGGCUGGUGCACUUGCUGGCCAACUCGGUCCACCCAAGCUUGCCUAUUUUCAGAGUGGACAAAGGAGUGAGGUUUGAUUCAGCUUACAUGGAUGACAUGAGCGGAGACAAAGGUGCCAAGUUAGUCCCAAGCGUGGUCCGGAUAAUGAUUUCACCGGGUUUUUAUGUCUACGGUAGUGUGGUUAAGUGCAAGGUGCUUUGCAGGAACUUUAGCAGUAAUGGCCACUAUUGCAGUAACAUCGAAGAUAAAGGUUCUACCCCGUCACCUUAAGAUUUAAUCUUUUGAUAUUUGAAUCUGAAAUCGUCAGAAAGGGACAACUGGAAAGUUUUCUAUUGUUACUUUGUCUUUUGUUAUAUUGCACUGGGGCCGAUCAGAGGCGGGUUCGUCUUGUUUGUCAAAUGCAUGCUGUGUUAAAGAUAAAGCUUGGGAUGUGUCAAUAAUCGAGAUUUUUAGGUCAAAUGGACGAUUUGGCUUCAUCCGGUUUCUCCUUUGAUAGCGGUCCUAUUUUGUCCAUUCUCUUUUGGACUUUACGAGUUUGUUUCAUCCAUAAAUGGAGAUCUUAAAAUGCUAAUUAGAUUAAGAUCUCAAAGGCAAGUGGGUGAGAUUCUCGAGGGUUUAACAUUUGGAUUGUGGAUGAAGAGAUUCUAAAGGUGUGAUAAAAAUAAAUAAUGGGUAUUAUUUACUUCGAUUUCACGUAUUUUUAACCGAGGCAAGGGAUUAAGGCUGGUUAUCGUGCCUAUGCUACCAUUUGGAUAUUGUUUUUCUGGUUGCAACUGUAACCUCGAAUAUUUCUUCUUCUCUGCUGAUAAUUCUCGUAGCUAAUGAAGACCGCACGAUGAGGAAGUCAGAGUAGCCGCGUGAAUGCAAAUACGAGCUUCUCGUCAAGUUGAUUGAUGGUACUCCCUCUAUUUUUAUUUUGCCAGAGAAACUGUCAUUUUUUUUAAUUUGUAU